Molecule: messenger RNA, 1482 nt
Organism: Penicillium nucicola
Lineage: Eukaryota; Fungi; Ascomycota; Eurotiomycetes; Eurotiales; Aspergillaceae
Exons: 2
Coding region: 1-1482 (493 amino acids)
Source: RefSeq, a predicted model, not a curated record
AUGAUGGAAAAGCAUCGAUAUUACGAUGUGCCCGGGGACACAUAUCCCCUACACCUCCUAGACGACACCAAGUUCAAUCGGGACUGUGUAAGCUGGUGCAUGCGCUUUAAUGAUGUGUUGGACGCCGAGAUAUUACGAGAUUCCUUGUCGGAACUAUUGGACAUGGGCAAUUGGAGGAAGUUGGGUGGUCGACUCCGAACAAAGGCUAAUAGAAAACAGCCCAACGGCAAACUGGAAAUCCAUGUCCCAUAUGAAUUCACCCACGACAAUCCAGCCGUGGCAUUCACCCACGACACCUUCGACAUGAGAAUCGAAGAACACCCCGUGGUGGCACGCAUGCCACAGCCAACAAGAGGCCCCUCGACACAGCCAAUCAGCACCAAUGACUUCCGCUCAUUCGCAGCAAGCCCGUACCACCCACUGACGCUGGAAGAAAUGAUCCACCAGAACGCGCCGCCGAUCUUUCUCCACGUCACGUCCUUCAAAGACGCGACGCUCGUCGCUCUCAGCUGGCCGCACGUCCUCAUCGACGAGAUGGCCCAUGCCGAGCUGCUGCGCGCGUGGUCGUUGAUCCUGGCCGGCAGGGAAGAAGAUGUCCCGGACGUGCUGGGCGUGCAGAGGGAUGUGCUGGAUGGGGUUGGCGCGUCUGAUGAGGCGGGCCGCGGCCUUGACCAGAAACGGCUGAAGGGCAUGGCCAAGACGAAGGUUUUGUCGCGGAAUCUCUGGGAGAGGGUGUUUAAUCCUUCUUGGGAGAUGCGCGCUAUCUUCUUGCCGAAGGAGGCGUUUGCCAGACUGCGGUUGCGCAUCACGCGCGAGAUCGAGAGUUCAUAUCCUGGUGGUGGGGCUGUGCCCUCUGUCAGUGAUGGGGAUGUUCUCACUGCUUGGAUUACGAGGGCGAUGACUGCUUCGUUGCCGAAGCCUCGGCCGAUUACGAUUUUGACCUUUUCAAAUGCGAGGUUUCGACUUCCGAGCUUGUUUGAUGACGAAGGGGUUUAUUUGCAGAACUUGAUGCUGGGCGUUUAUACGUUUCUUUCGGUGGAUAUGGCGAGGGGCCCGCUUGGGCCGAUUGCGCUCAGUCAUCGGAAACAUCUGGACGAUCAGAAUUCGGAGGCGCAGACAAAGAGUUUGUUGAAUUCUUGGAGGCAUGAUAUUGAGUCGACCGGCAGUCCAAGUUUGUUCUAUGGCGAGCCUCAAGGGUCGGUCAUGCUGGUGAACAACCUCAACAAGGCGGAGCUGAUCAAAGCUGCCAAGUUUGGGCCUGCUGUCAUCAAGCAGGGUGACGAGGUGACGGCCAGGAAGAAUCCUCCUGGGAGGAUGGUCACAUACUAUAUUCACAGUCUUGGCUCGACGUGGAAUGCGUUGAAUUGUCUGUGGAUGCUUGGGAAGGAUCAUGGCGGGAAUUAUUGUCUUCAAGCCAAUCUGCUGCCUAAGGCCUGGGCGGCGAUUGAGGAGGAUAUACGGGAUAUGUCUAUAAUUAUUUGA